UUAAGGGGUUGUUUCGGGUUUUUAUAUUUAUUUUUGUAACCAAAUUAAAGGGUUGUUUUCGGGUUUUCACUCUCUUGUUCUUUUCUUCUCUGCGAUAUACAAGCUUGCUUCAAUUUCGCCGCCGAUACCAUUUCGCCGCCGAUGGGUUUUUCCAAGGAACAGCUACUUCAGCAGUUACAGAAGCUUCAGAUUGAGUUUUCUAAGUAUGAACAUCCAGUUGUUUUGACUGUUGAAGCUCAGGCUAAGUAUGUUGGAAAUUUGGGUGGUGGACUCAGUAAAAACCUAUUUUUGAAGGAUAAGAAAAACAGGUUUUAUAUUGUUUCUGCUUUAGCUGAUACCAAAGUGGAUCUGAAAGGUAUGUGUAAUUUUGUGAAAAUGUGGAGUUUGUUCACUUGGGUGAAAAUGUGGAGUUUAUUUUCCAACGCUCACCCGGCGAGCCAAUUGCUCCGCCGGGCGACUCACACCAGUCUGCAACUUUUUAUUUCUUUAAUUGUUUCUUUUAAUGGCUACUCUUUUAUUGAUCCAAAAUUGCAUCCUUGAAGCUUUAUUACUCAAUGCUCCAUACAUGCUCAAAUACCUACAAAAUGAAUGAAAAAUUAUUAGCCGGUACAUAAAUGAAUCAUAAACCCGAUUAAACACAAAAUCUACAUAUUUAUAUAAUACACACUAAAACUCGUCUAAAUUGAGGAAAAAGAGAAGAUAAGUGCAGCAAAACUAUAAAAAAAAUAACUACAAUUUGACACUUAUCACAUGGAAAAUGUUUCCAUCAUAUUUUCUUCCGUCUCUAUGCCAUCUUAUAUUCUUUGUGUAAGUUGCAUUAGCAAAAAGUCUCUUGAACCUUGAAAUUAUUGGCAAGUACCAUAACAUUUUAGCACGAGGAUGCUUCUUACUAACAUUGUCAUUGUCAUCACCAUUGUUGUUGUUCUUCAACUUGUAACGCGACUCAUCAUAUUUUGGAUAUUGAUCCAAAUUUUCAUACUCUUUCUUGUAUAAUAUGCAAUCAGUAGGGCAUGCAUGUAUUUUUACAUACUCCAUACCCAUUGGACGCAAUAUCUUUUUGGCAUCAUAACAACGAUCUAACAAAUUCUUAUCUUUUGGUAGCAUUUGUUUCAACAAAUCAAGCAAUCCUGUGAAACUUUUAUUCGACCACCCACUUUUUGCCUUUCGAUUAAACUAGUAAAGGACCCGUGCGUUCGCACGGGUCACGCAAAGUCGAUAUAAAUAAUAAAUAAAUAUAUAAAGAUAGUUAAUAAAUAUAUACAAAAGAUACACAAAUUAAAAAGAAAAAAAUUGAAAUUAUAAUUGUUAUAUAAAUAUUAAUUUAAUUUAGUUAGAAAUAUAUACUUUAGUAGAAAAAAUAAAUGAAAUAAUUAUAGUCAUCUACCCAUGCAUUUAUACGGAUCGCGCAAUAUCAUUAUAAAUAAUAAAUAAAUAUAGUAUAGUGAUGGUUAAGAAAGUAUAUAAAAGAUAUAUAAAUUAAGUAAUCUCGACCCGUAAAAAAAUGUAUAGUUUAGUUUAAAAAUAAAUAAAAUAAUUAAUUAGUCAUCUACACGUGUGUUCGUACAGGUCGCACAAUAUUGUCAGAAAUAUUAAAUAAAUAUAGUGCUUUGAUGGUUACAAAAAUAUAAUAUUUGAAAUUCUAAAUGUCAUAGAAACAUAACAUUAAUUUUAAAGUGUUUAAAAAAAAUUCACUUUGAUUUCAUAUUCUUGUAUUUUAUUUUAUAAGUUAGUUGUUUAAAAAAUUUUGAUUUUUAAUUAUAAACAAAUUGAGUUAAAUGUUUUAAAAAAUUCAAAAAAAUUAAUAUAUGGAUUAAAAACCUAUAUUUUGUCGGUCCGUUACAACAUAUGAUAUAUAAUACUGGGUUAAUGAACUUUUUCGUCCCUUUAAAUAUUUCAAAUUUCGUUUUUAGUCCCUCUAAAAUUUUCCUUCAAGAAAUCGUCCCUUCAAAAUUUUUCUUCCGAACUAUUGGUCCCUAACGUCAAAUUUCGUAGCUAAUCGGUGGCUAAAGUCGUAGCUAAUCUCUAGCAAAUUUGACGUUAGGGACCAAUAGUUUAGACAAAAAAAUUUGAAGGGACGAUUCCUUAAAGGAAAAUUUUAGAGGGACUAAAAACGAAAUCUGCCAUAUUUAGAGGGACCAAAAAGUUUAUUAACCCUAUAAUAUUUGUUCAAUUUAAGUCAAUAUUUUAUCGGCCCGUUAGAAAAAUAGGUUCGGCCCGUCGGACAUGCCUAUAAUUUUUAAUUUUUUUGAAUUGUAAAUUUAUGGAUUCUAUUGAUAUUAUAUGAUUUUAUGAUCAUAUAUUAAUUAAAUAUUUAAUGAUAUUUUUUAAAAAUAAUCAUAAUGAUUGUGACAAUGAAUUUAAUUUAUAAAUAAUAAAUAAAUAUAUAACGAUGGUUAAUAAAUAUAUAUAAAAGAUACGCAAAUUAAAAAGAAAAAAUAUUUGAAAUUAUAGUUUUCAUAUAAAUAUUAAUUUAAUCUACUUAGAAAUAUAUACUGUAGAAAAAAUAAAUGAAAUAAUUAAGCAGUCAUUUACCUGUGCGUUCGCAUGAAUCAUUUUUUUUGAAGAAGCUAAAAAAUAUAUUACCAACAACGAAAAUUCCUUCAAGCACAAGACGUUCGCAUGAAUCAUUCACCAUCGUUAUAAAUCUACCAUGAGUAAUCAUCUACCAGUGUAUUCACAUGGAUUGUACAAUGUUAUAAAUAAUAAAUAAAUAUAAUGUAUGUGAUUAUAUUGAUUUGGUAACAGGUAUUAAAUGAUCUAAUUUUUUAAAUAUAAAAACAAAUUGUCAUCGUUUAGAAUAAAUAUAUUAUCUUUCCCAAAAUAAAUAUAUUAUACUUAUAAUUAUUAAAAGUCAAGAUAUUUUAAAUCAUAGGCUAGUUUAUAUAUUAAUAAGUGUAAAUAUGAUUUGCAUAUUGUUAAGACCAAAUCAAAAUAUAAAAUUAAAUAUUAAAAAGUAAUUUGAAUAAAAUAAUUUGAAUAAAGUAAUUGGAAUAAAUUAAUUUGAAUAACAUAACUUAUACUACAUAUUUUAUCGUUAUUUUAUUCGUCAGAAAAAAGCAUUUGGGAUUGUAAUUAAUGAUGGUUAAAAAAUUUUAAAAUAUUCAAAACAUUCAAAUUUUUGUUUUUGCAAAAAGAAUAAUAAAUGUUUGUUUUUGCACUUCUUAACAUUUAAGACCACUAUAAAUACAACA
Molecule: messenger RNA, 3191 nt
Organism: Vicia villosa (hairy vetch)
Lineage: Eukaryota; Viridiplantae; Streptophyta; Magnoliopsida; Fabales; Fabaceae
Exons: 4
Coding region: 142-540 (132 amino acids)
Molecular function (GO): aminoacyl-tRNA deacylase activity
Source: RefSeq, a predicted model, not a curated record